AUGGCGGAUCAGCAGCUACGUCAGUGGUUCACAUCCAUUGACACGGACGGCAGCGGCCACCUUGACGCCAAGGAGCUGCAGCGCGCUCUCGGCCUGGGCAACCUGAACUUCACGUACUCAGAUGUGGACCAAAUGGUGCGGGCCUUCGACCAGAACGCCACCCGCACCCUAAACUUUGAGGAGUUCCAACGCCUGCACUUCUUUCUGGUCAACGUGCAGCAGAGCUUCCGCAGUUUUGAUCGCGACAACAAUGGCAGCCUCUCACAGGACGAGGUGAUGAACGCACUCCGCCAGGCGGGCUUCCAGCUGGACAAGCCGGCGGUUGUCGCCAUGAUCGACAAAUUUGACCUGGACAACAACAAGCAGCUGACCCUGGACGAGUACAUUCGCAGCUGCCUCUUUCUUCAGACAGGAGCGAGGACCUUUGCGGCGUUUGACGCGCAACGUAGUGGGAACAUCAACCUGAACUUCAGCCAAUUCGUCUACGCAGCCUCGCAGCUCGCUGGCUGA
Monoraphidium neglectum is the source of this 510-nucleotide messenger RNA. RefSeq names its product Sorcin. Bases 1 to 510 code for a protein of 169 amino acids. Lineage: Eukaryota; Viridiplantae; Chlorophyta; Chlorophyceae; Sphaeropleales; Selenastraceae. The transcript has 8 exons. Gene Ontology annotation, molecular function: calcium ion binding. The record is from RefSeq and is a predicted model, not a curated record.